Messenger RNA from Branchiostoma belcheri (Belcher's lancelet), 4944 nucleotides. RefSeq names its product actin-binding LIM protein 2-like. Gene Ontology annotation, cellular component: actin cytoskeleton. Gene Ontology annotation, molecular function: actin filament binding. The transcript has 24 exons. Gene Ontology annotation, biological process: cytoskeleton organization; lamellipodium assembly. The coding region runs from base 204 to 2507 and encodes 767 amino acids. NCBI's taxonomy places the organism in Eukaryota, Metazoa, Chordata, Leptocardii, Amphioxiformes, Branchiostomatidae. The record is from RefSeq and is a predicted model, not a curated record.
GGGUCAUGUCAGUCAGCCACUUCCUGGACGGGAGGCAAGGACCGCGGGACGAUCGUCUGCUCCCUGCGGCAUGGGAAAAUAACCUCCCCGGGUCUCCUACCAACCCCUACUUCCCUGCUUUGCUUGGAUAGAAUGUUCCUGCAACGCUAAGUUUUACCCUGCGACUAUUUGCUUGCUAGGAGAGUUGAAGAGAAGCAUCGCCAAUGGAGGACCUGAUCUCUGAAGCCCAGAAGCCCAAGAUCACCUGUUACACCUGUCGCCAGCCGUGUGCUGGGGAGGUGCUGAGGGUUCAGGACAAGCACUUCCACAUCACCUGCUUCGUCUGCAGAGUCUGCCGGCGUCAGCUGGCCACCGACGGGUUCUUCCUGAAGGAUGGGAUGUACUACUGCACGCGGGACUACCAGGAGAUGUUCGGGACAAAGUGCCACGGCUGCGGCGACUACGUGGAGGGGGAGGUGGUGACGGCACUCGGCAAGACGUACCACCAGAAGUGCUUUGUCUGCUCACGCUGCAGGCAACCCUUUCCUCCAGGUGACAGGGUGACGUUCAAUGGGAGAGACUGUCUCUGUAAAUUCUGCAUCACCCCUAAUGCCGGGCCCAACCGGGGGAUGCCAGCCUCUACUGCGUGUGCGGGAUGUGGAGAUGAAAUCAAGUCGGGACAAGCCUUGCUAGCUCUGGAUAAACAGUGGCAUCUGUGGUGUUUCAAGUGCACCCAGUGUGGAUGUAUGCUGGCUGGAGAGUAUAUGGGAAAAGAGGGUCGUCCGUAUUGUGAGCGUGACUACCAACAGCUGUUUGGUGUGAAGUGUGCCGGGUGUCUCACCUAUAUCACUGGAAAGGUUCUGCAGUUGAGUGUGGAGGCAGUGUUGCUGGAUGAUGGGAGCUUCACAGAGGCAGGAGAGAAGCAUUAUCACCCUCACUGUGCGAAAUGUGCCAAGUGUGGGCUGAUGUUUGGGGAGGGUGAGGAGAUGUAUCUGCAAGAUAACCAGAUUUGGCAUCCAGAUUGUAGCAAGGCUGCCCAUGCUAAUGGUAUAAAAGACCAGUAUUGGCGACAUCAGGACUACCGAGUUCCCAAGCAAAACUACUAUCCUAUCAAGCAAAUAGCCGAGAAACUGGGCACCAGUGCCCCACCCUACCGGGCUAAGUACCCCAAGUCAACCCCCCGGUGUCCCCAGUACAUUCUUCAGACUCCUCCCAAAUCUCCACUCAAACUCCGCAGACAGGUUCCCUCAGCACCCAUGUUGAAGCAAAAGAACUCUCCAACUCCAAAGAACAGGAUGUACAUGGGAAGUUACCUGAACAAGCCCCAUGGCAUGCAGCGGGCCAGCGGGGACCCAAAGGACCCCAAACAGAAACACUUUCACACACCAGAUGAAAGCGAGGAUGCGAAGAAGAAGACAGCCAAGCUUGAUGAUGACAUUGUGCAGGCGACCCGGUACCCCAGCGGAUUCCGGCCGCAGCCCGACUUCCCAUCCAGAAUCGAGCGAGACGAUUGGCCAGGACCACCUUCUCCUGCUGCCACAGGCAAGUCAGUAGAGCGUGUAGAUGUAAUAAAAAUGCAGCGAACACCAGCUGCCCGACCUAAGACCCCUGAUGACCUCUUGCCGAUGGAGAAGGAUGACUGGCCUGCUCCACACGCUGACUUCUACUACGGGCGGCUAAGGCGCUCCACCUCCCCACUGGAAGAAAUGGAUCGGCGCCGGGAACAGGAACACAUGAAGGUUGUGGAAGAGUGUCAGUCUGGGCUGGGCAAGAUGAUCCUGAAAGACAUGAAACCUACUGACAUCGGAGACAUCGACCCUCGGAGUGCUUCUCGUGUCCCGGCCGCUGACCAUGAACCACCUUUCAAACCAAGAUACGACUCCCCUGUGGACGCUUCGCCCUCCAGGACAUAUGUGUCCCACAUGGAGGAGAAUGUGGACGUGUCACCAAGACAACCAAACUACGCCCCGCCCGGGGGGUACCUGGAGGCACAGAAGAAGGCGUCAACACUCCCCGCAGCUUCACGUCCAGGGAUGCGAGGUGCUCGUGAUGAUAGCGGCCCUGAUUUGCCUGAUUUUGAGGCUACCUACGUCUCCACCACGUACAUUUCCCUCCAAAAGAAGCCUCACACUACGGAGAAUGGCCUGACAAAUGGCCUGUCUGGUCCGUACUGGGACAAUGAGGCUCCAGGAGCGCUGCACAGUAAGUCCUCAGAGUCCAGCUUGGACCACAGCUCAGCAUACUCCAGCUCCCCUGUGCGCUCACGGGAGGUGUCGGGCAGUGAUUUAGGAUCACUGCAGAGAAGUAAAGGUCAGUCACUUCCAGACAUGGGCCCACCCAAGAUAUACCCAGUGGUGGAGCUGCUGACAACAAACUAUAAGCUUCCACCAGAUGUGGACAGAUCCAAGUUAGAGAAGCACAUGUCAGAUGCAGACUUUGAGGCAGUGUUCCACAUGACUAGAGAGGAGUUCAGCAGUCUAGCAACCUGGAGGAGAACAGAGCUGAAGAAACGAGCUCAUCUCUUUUGACACAGAUGAUGUCUCUUUUAAACUCUCUCACUCCUUUGUGUGUUUCACAUGUAUACAGACUAACUAUCACCAGCUUUGUGUUCAUCUCAGCUUCGGUACCUGCCUCAAUAGAACAACUGUUACACCACCACCAGUAUUUAGGAACCAGAUGUGGUUUCAUGCUCACUAUUUCUAAGAAAAGUUAAAGAAAAAGCGGACAUUAGAUGGUAGUGCUUUGAUUAGAAGAGCUAAGUGAAGUGUGAAAUCAGUGUAGUGUGUUAAAGCUAAGCUCUGUGGACCUACACAGGCAACAAAUUCAAGGGACAGCCUCAUGCUGUGUUAUAUUGUAUUACAGCAUGUUGGGACAGAUCAUUUAACUGGUGGAAUUGUUGAUUUUAUUAUUAGUGUGUGGUGGUGUUUUUUUUUUUUUCAAAAGUGCUCUCCUGUAAGAUUUGAAAUGAAAGGAAAAGAUGAACAUUAGGAGUUUGAUAUGAUAGAAAAUACAACAAUUUAAGGAGAGCGACAGAAAGCUAAGGAACAUUGAGGCAUAAAACAAAUAUUGAAAGAUUUUUAGCCCUAUUGUGGCCACAUCUAGACUGUCAGUUAUUGUUACAUAGCUGAGACUGCCUUCUGUUGUGAUAUUCUCCAGAACAAAUGCAAAGAUGGUGUCAGAUGAUUCACUUUUAAGGCCAUGCCAAUUUAUUUCCCUUGUUCUCAGACAUUUUAAAGCAAGCAGAUAUCAUAAAGGUAGAGGGCAGACAGGAAACUUGAAUAUGUCAGACAAUGUAUUUUCUUCCUCUGAGUCAAUGCAUGUUUAUGUUGAUACCUGACAUAAACCUGGUCCCCAGUCUUUGUUUUGAUUAUGUUUUUCUAGUUAAGCAAACACGCAUGUCUUUAAAAGCCUGAGGACCAGCAAAUUGGAUUGGUGUGGCCUUGGAUAAAACAAAGAAACUGAGACGAAUUCACAGGAAAAUGUAUGGUAUGGGCCAAACUAAGAACAUUAGAUGUAGAAUAAACAGAUGAAGCAUAUUUUAGCCAACAACUUGUGUCAAACUUUUUUUUAUAUUCUUAGCAUUUCUGUUAUUAUCAAUGAUGGCAAAGUAUAGUCAUAUAUAAUUAAAUAUGUGUGUAAUAUGUGUAAUCAAAUUAUAUGUAAUCAUUAAGAUCAUUUGCAUUUGUCUAACAGGUGCUGUUACCAUAAUAUUAUUGAUUAAAGUUGAAGUGUGUCAGAUGUACUUUGAUAUGUAUAUUACGUAUAUACAAUUGUAGUAAAUGCAGAAUCUGCUCAAAUUUGCUCUCAGUUAAUUCAACCAGUUCUAAGUGUCAAAAGCAUUGCUACCUCUGUUGUUUAAAGUUAUUAGUUUUCUUUGAAGAAAUCCAACAUCUAACAACAAUAGAUAUGAUACCACUUGACCCUCAGCCAAUAGGAAAAUACUUGACAACAUUAAGGCUCUUACCAUUGUUCAAUGCUUUCCAUUGGUUGAAAUGGUUGUUUUACGGUUUACUCUAAUAUAGUUACACAGAUGUUCAAACAUAGGGCCGCAAGGUAUUUGCAAUACAUUUUUAAUGUUUAUUUUGCUCUUUUUUCAGUGAACCAAUUAUAGCAAAGAUGUGAGACCUGGUAGACUAAAGGUGAACAUGCCAAUUAUUGUAUGAUUAAACCAUGAAAGGCAUUGUAAAAUGCAUCCUUAUGUUACCACAAAUACUGUAGUAGGUAAGAAACGUAUGCUGCUGCUAGAAGCCUUAGUUCAGCCUUUUUUACCCCCCAAUUGCAGACUCAUGCUGUAAUCCUUAUCAGUACUAGUGAGUGAAUCUGUCCCCAGUAUAUGUAGGUGGGGGUUAAGGAAUCUAUUGGGAAUGGUCAGGAUUUAGGCUAUGUCUGGAGGCCACAUUUUUAUCAAAAUCUGGAACCUUGUGUUUGAAAAUAUUUGAAAAUAACUCAUGGAAAUUAAAAAAAAAACAUUUCCUUUUAUAAAUCUUGAUUUGAAGUUCCAAUGAUUAUAUUUCCAUUUGGAAUGUGUAUUUCUACAUUGGAAGCAAUUAAAAAAGUUGAUUGAAAUUCUACAGAAAAACUUGUGAAAGAAGAAUAGAGGCUAAGGCUAUGCCAGCGUCCUUAUAUCGAGAGAUUGAAAAAUAGCAGCAGCCAAGAUUGCAGCCACUACUCAAUACAAUAGGCAAGUUAUUGUAUGUUUAUUUAUGAAUACAUACCCAUUCAGUGGCAAUGUGAUGAGAAAUUGGGUAUUUACAGAAACCAUAUAGAUUACAUAUAGGUGACUUUACUCAGUAAGUUAUGGAGACCUCAGUAAGUAAAAAUGACAGGUCAACUUUGUUUCUUUAUGGAACAUCACAUAUACAGGCAAUAGAGAGGAGAUGAGUGGAUUGUUAACACCUUUAUGGAUUUCAGUACACAGGGUUGUGUUGGUUGUACCUAACAUGGAGACAAUAGACUUUUUCAAAA